This is a messenger RNA of Astyanax mexicanus (Mexican tetra), 1295 nucleotides long. It is a transcript of the gene rab21, whose product is annotated as RAB21, member RAS oncogene family. Bases 217 to 879 code for a protein of 220 amino acids. NCBI's taxonomy places the organism in Eukaryota, Metazoa, Chordata, Actinopteri, Characiformes, Acestrorhamphidae. Gene Ontology annotation, biological process: Rab protein signal transduction. Gene Ontology annotation, molecular function: GTPase activity; GTP binding. The transcript is spliced from 7 exons. The record is from RefSeq and is a predicted model, not a curated record.
CUUGUCAUAUGAUUUCUAGUGUGUGACGUAGCAGAGGACGCCAUUAGCCUGGGCCGCAGACAGGAGGGAGAUAUACCUCCAUAUUUCGGUGUUUUCGCCGGUUUGGAGGCUCGUCACCCCUCGUUCUCCGUUCAGGCAGGUGUCUGAUGUGAGCCCGCGGGAGGAGAGCGGCCGGUUUUCCUCUGUCUGAGCUGAAGACGAGCUUCUUCUUUCGCCAUGGCGGCUGGCGGAGCAGCAGGCAGCAACAAAACAUACUCCUUCAAGGUGGUUUUAUUGGGGGAGGGCUGUGUCGGCAAGACCUCGCUGGUGCUUCGCUACUGUGAAAACAAAUUCAACGACAAGCACAUCACCACCCUGCAGGCAUCAUUCCUUACAAAGAAACUCAACAUCACAGGCAAGAGAGUCAAUCUGGCUAUUUGGGACACGGCUGGACAGGAGCGGUUUCAUGCUCUUGGGCCAAUCUACUACAGAGACUCCAACGGAGCCAUUCUGGUGUAUGACAUCACAGAUGAAGACUCUUUUCAGAAGGUGAAAAACUGGGUCAAAGAAUUAAGGAAAAUGUUGGGGAAUGACAUAUGUUUAUGUAUAGUAGGUAAUAAAAUAGAUCUGGAUAAAGAGAGGCAUGUAUCAGUGGAAGAGGCUGAGGGGUAUGCAGAGUCGGUUGGGGCAAAACACUAUCACACAUCAGCUAAAUUAAACAAAGGAAUUGAAGAAUUGUUCCUUGACCUGUGUAAAAGAAUGAUGGAGACAGCACAAUUGGAGGAGAGAUCGAAGGGGAAUGGAGCAAGUCAUGCAAACACAGGGCGUAGAGGCGUUCAGAUCAUCGACGAUGAGCCCCAGGCUGCUACUGCUGCAGCUGGCUGCUGUUCAUCAGGCUAGGACAUUUUCCCACUCUUUCUCUCUUUUGUCCUUCUCUCUCGCUCUAUUUCAAACCCAUUCUCUGUCUUUCUCUCUUUUUGUGUUUCCUCUCCCUUCAAAAAAGACUGCCGCUCUUCAUCCUCCGCUGGUUGUCUGCUUGAAGUCGUUCACUUCAGCAGAUUUAUUUCUCAGUGCUUCAUCUGUUUGGAAAGCUGCUGGAGCUAGUGGACACUAGCUAGUGGACACUCAGUCUGAUGCCAAAUGCCAAAGGCCAUCCCCUGCCGUAAACACACACAUUUUCUCUCACUGACUCUUUAAUAGCACACUGUUCUUACAGUCUGAUGAUUCCUGUUCUUUUGCGAGGAUGUUGAACAUGAUGGAUUGUUGUGCAGAAUUUUCUUUUAGUUAAAAGAUGAUUAUUAAAUAACUUAAACAUG